Molecule: messenger RNA, 3234 nt
Organism: Malassezia pachydermatis
Lineage: Eukaryota; Fungi; Basidiomycota; Malasseziomycetes; Malasseziales; Malasseziaceae
Product: myosin i binding protein
Exons: 3
Coding region: 1-3234 (1077 amino acids)
Biological process (GO): tRNA 5'-leader removal
Cellular component (GO): ribonuclease P complex
Molecular function (GO): protein binding
Source: RefSeq, a predicted model, not a curated record
AUGCUAUUCCCAGCGUAUGUCAAGUCCAUUGUCAAGUACAAAAGCCCACAUGCGCAAGAUUUAUCCUUUGCAAAAGGAGAGACUAUUUGUGUGACGGGCUAUGCGGAUCGUGGUACGGAGGACGAGGAGGAAGAUGAAGAUGAUCGUUGGUACAUGGGCCAUGCCUUAGACCAAUCACGCCAGGGUCAAUUUCCUGCGAGUUUGGUUGUGCCUACAGACCCACCAGCGGUGAAAGAGGCGCAAGAAGUAUCACCAGCGGAACCGGAAACCCCAGACAAGAUGACGAGCGAGCCUACUACCACAGACGGCGGUAGCGCCGCAGCAGGGGCUGCGCCUGCUGCGAUGGUCGGCGGGCUGGCCGCUGGUACGGCAACCGCUGCACCAAGUGUUACGAAGCAGGAUCAUUUUGUUGAGGAGGGCGAGUCUAGGGAAAAGACGAUGGAAGCGGCUUCCGUCCAAGACAGACCGACCCCCCCGAUGCCCACGUCGACAUCCACAGCGCCGAACCGGGAACCAACGCCUGAAGAGAAUAUCCAAACAGACGCACCUAUGACGCCGUCCAAUGGCUUGGAAAAAGUCUCGGCAUCGAGCACAGAAGCGCCUCAGACACACCCUGCUAUGGCUGAGACGGAAGAAAAAACCGCGAUUCUUCCGGCCAGUACAGAAGAUAGCAGUGUGGCUCCUGCGCCUGUGCCUGUUCCCACUACAGCCUCUACCUCUACUCCGUCUACAACCUCAGAGUCCGAGAUUGAUCCAAGCCGCCUAUCCCUUCGUGAUCGUAUUGCGGCAUUUAACAAACCCGUGGAGAAAAAGCCGCCGCCACCGAUUCCACGCGGCAAACCUGGGGGAUGGAAACGCCCUCCGCCCGCAGAAGGGUCCGAAAAACCCUUGCUGCCAAGUGACCCACCGCCUGCUAUAGCUGCAACGCGGUCCAGUGUGCCUCCAGCCAAGCCGGUGGCGACCUCAGACCAUGUGGACUCCAGUGCCGAGACGGCUACAUCGUCGUUCAGCGCCUCUGAUGCGAAAAGUAGUAUCAAGAUGAGCCUGAAGGAACGCAUGGCGGCGCUGCAGCGCAAAGAAGCCGAGCCCAAAGUAUCAGAACCUCCUGUGGUUGAACGAUCUGUGCCUGCCAGUGAUGUCAAAGCAGCAAUAACAGAGCCAGCUCAAGAAGGUAGCGAGCUUGUGAGUCCUGACGAAGCCGAGCGUCGCGCCUCUAUCGCACGUCGUAUGGCCGCACUUGGUGGACGUCGUAUGGAUGCAGGUCUCUUUGCCCCGCCACCGCCUGUGGUUGCCUCCAAGCCGGAACCAGCAACAGAAGAGGCCUCCGAAGAAAGCACGCUGCCAAACGUGACAGAGGCAGAACCGGCGGCACCUGCUAUGACCGCUGAGACCGACUCAAUGGCGCCUCAACCUCUGGCUGUACCACGCCGUACUGCAGCCCCACGAACACGACGUGCAAAGACGUCAGAGUCUGUCCCAUCCCCUCCCGCCGAAGCGCAGCCUGUGCUGAAUGAGCCUGUCUCUGACGGGACAGCCGUGCUGGAAGAAUCGGGUGAAGCAUUGCCAGAGACAGACAAGAACGUACCUCCGCCAGCAACGGAGAUAGCGCCCGCUGGGCAGAAGGACACGUUGACGGAGCAAGCGCCGCCCAUGGAUGCUCCUUUUGCAGCCGUGGAUGAGCCGGCGAUAGACACUGAAGCUCCGAGGGAGCCAUCGAUACCAGCCUCGUCUUCUCGGCCUGUUUUGCUACACGACCUGGCUGCACCUCUGCCACAAAAAGAAGGAACGAUGACGUUGCACAACAUGACUAGUAUGAAAGAAGCGCUACCAACGGCUGAGCCUGUGACAACAACAGCCAUGCCAACAACGACAACCCCCACGGAAAUGAGUCCAUCGACGGCGCCAACGUCCGUGCCUCUUCUUCCGUCUGUGGUGCCAGAUGCGACGAUGAUCGCAACACUACCGCCUGCAAUGUCAACACAGCCCGUGGAAGCGCCAGCGGACUUUGAAGAACAGCGCCACAUGCUAGAAAACCUACUUCAAAGCCCAGAGGCAACGUCCGCCCCAACAGCCUUGCCGGUGGAGAAGACGCCCCAAGACCUGUCCGCCUCUGAGUCCGUGGUGCCGUCCACAGACUCAGAGCAGGAGAGACGUGACUCUAUUACGCAGCGCUUGCAGCGCAUGGGAGGUCAGCGCAUAGCCGGUAUGAGCCCAGCCCCCGUCAUGGGCAUGCCGAUGCCCGUACGCAAAGCCACUCAAGAAUCCACAGGGGAGACACAAGACUCGCUGUCUCCUACGGCUAUGACAAGCCCAGUCGAAGCGCCUGUACAUGGCGAGGCGUUGCCGCCCCGUCCUAUGCGUCGGGCGCCUACUUUGCCACCUAUGAACACGGACAUAGACACGGCAACGCAGGACGAGGCAGCUCCUGUCCUCUCCCCAGAAGCACCCAGGCCAAUGCAAGCGGAGAUCAUGGUGGAUACAUCCAUGUUACCUCCGAAUGCGACCACAUCCACAUCACCGAGCGAGACAAGCCCUGCGCAAGCCCGGCCUAUGCGGGCACCACCGCGUGUCCCCCCUCCGCCCCCACCAACAGUGCCGGACAAUUUAGGGAACGAUAUUCCCUUCAAGCCGCGUGCGCCGAACCUCAAUGGCUAUACCAUAACCAAAGCACUUCGUGCUUCUCUGCAGCAAAAUUUCGGCGAUGCUGCGUCUGGCGCGUAUGCUGGGCCGCUAGCGUGCAAAUACUACUCUCCCAAAUCGGGGCUUGGUAUAGUGCGAUGUGCGCGUGACGCGGCUCGCUAUGUAUGGGGUGCCGCUACGCUUCUCCAAACUAUCGAUGGACAGCGUGUCAGUAUAUACGUGCGAGCUUGUGGUGGUACCAUUAAAAAGGUGCAAAAUAAGGCCAUCUCUAUCGAUAAAAGCUACAUCCUCAAGAUUGAGCAAGCUAAGCAGAGCAAACAAGGCGUACCCAUUCCCAUGGCAGCACAUACCGAGGUUCUCGAGAUACCUACUGACUUUGAAGCUAUGGACGAAGAUAUGGGAACUAUUGUCGAUGAAGAAGAUAUCGGCGCGCCGAUGGAUAAUCAUCAGAGCUUGGUUUCCCUCAAGGCUGCACCACAAAGCGAAAACGAUGAUGAUCCUCUUUCGACAAAGGAAGAUAUAAAUUUGCCUCAAAACGUACUUGAAUAUCUCAAAAAGAGCAAAGAAGAGAUUCUGAGCAUCGCACAAUCCUAA